CUCCUUGCAGUUUCCUCAGCUGCACAAAGCAAGCGUUCUGGUCUCAGUGCAACGCACAAAGGUCUGACAGGAAGUCUGCUGCUGAAGAAUACUACAUCCCUGCAGCGCACUCCCCACAUUAAACUCCAGGCUAAUGAAAACAAUCUGUUGAGGAGGAGAAAGAGAGAGCGAGCGAGAGAGAGAGAGAGAGAGGCGAGAUCACGAGCCUUAUUCCCAACUGAUGGCAGGAGGGAAUUAAACACAAGAGGAAGCUUUUGCAAAACCAAAGACUGACAAGAAGUUCAGUGACUUCUUCCAACUUUGUCCUUUACCUCCAAGAGCUCCUUCAUAUUAGCCGCUUGUUGAGAGGACGCUUGUUUUAUCCAAACCAAUAACUCAACAGGACCUUGGACCCACCUGUGGAAGUCAACAAUGGCCAUUUGGUUGAUGUUAUUGCAGUUUGUCCUCACAAGCAUGUGCCCAUGUACAGCAAGAUACCUCCCCAACAGUACAGAUGUUGUAUCACUGUCUUCUGCAGAAGCAUCUGGUAGUUAUGAAACUGAAGGCACGAGUACUGAUGUGGCACUUCGGACCAGCGAAAUCUCAGAUGUUGACACCACCAGUGUAGCCUACACCUCCUCCCCUGCUGUUACUUCUGCCAAGCCUGGCCUCCUUGGCACAAUUAUAAUGGAGUUUAUUUCGCAGUAUGCCGUCUUCAUCAUCAUUGCUGCAGUCGCUCUGGUCCUACUGCUUAUCAUCGUGUGCACUGUGAUAUUUAUGAAGCUAAGCAAGGCUUCAGCCUACUACCCAUCCUCUUACCCCACAAAAAAGUAUGUGGAUGAGCAGGACAAAAGGGGUUCCAGCAAGAACUUUGAGGAGGUCACUGGGAUGGUCAGUGAUGAGCCCAAGGAGGAUACGAUCAACUCUACAGAGCAGCUGCAAGCCAACAUCCUCUCAGCAACUCACAACCUCAAAAAGGCGACACCAUCCAAAGGAGAGGAGAAGCAAGAGGUUGGUACAUCAGGAAAGGGAGAGCCUGACCAGGCAGUGGGCAAGGAGGGAAGGAACAGUACAGAGCCAGGAACCAAUGAGGAAGGCCCAAUGUCUGACACAGUGGAGAACAACACUGCCAAAGCACCUGAAGGGGACUGGAAGGAGGAAGGGAAGGAAAUACCAGAGCAGGAAGACAAGGGAGGAGUUGAAGGACCAGGAAAAGGAAACAGGGGAAAUGAGGAGGAAGAGGGAAAGGAUAAAAAGGAGCUGGAAACUGGAGCAGUCCCGGGCACCAACUCUAAACAGCCAUCUGCCAGUGACAUGGGGAGCAAGUCCCCCCAGACUGCUGAUCAACCACAAGUUGACGCAGACGCAGACCAGUCAAUGGCCUCAGACAAGGUAGAUGGAGCAGAGGGCCAAGAACCAAAGGAAGUUAAGUUUGCCCAACAGGGUUUAAGUGAAUCAUCUACUGUUGCUGAACCCUGUACAGAUCAUUCCAAGGAUCUAGAGGAAACCCCACUGAUCUCGAAGCCCAAUGGCGCACCCAGUGACAUCAGGGCUUUCUAAACGACCAAGCACAGGCCAAACCAACCUUAGAUUGAUGUGAAGGUUAGUUGAAUGUUGACCACCCAGAGAAUUUGCUCAGCUACCACCAAUACCAUUCAUUUUCAUGCAGAUGCUUUCAAAAACAUAUUUUGCAACAUUAGGAUAUGCAAGAGAACCAUUUUCAGGAAAAGAAAAACUGAGAAAAAAAAAUCAAGGUUUUAUUAUUUCUCUUCAUACAACAAAAACUGGUAUCCCACACUUGUGAGACUGAUUUUAGUUCCCUCCAUAUCAAGGGGAGAAAUCAACCUAAAACUGGGAUAACUUUAAACAUUCAACUAUCCAAUUUGCUCUUACUUUAACCACUUUAAACAACUGCAGGCUUGAUCAACAGUGGUGAUGGUUUAAAUUGGAAGAAUGUUCAGUCAGGUCACCCACAAACCAAAACUCCAGCCUCUGAUUUGUUAGCUUAAACUUAUGUCAAUCGUGCUGCCAGCCCAUCUCCCUCAUUAGCGACUAAAUUUAAAUUUCAGCCAUCCAACUGGAUCUUUGAGGUUCAUACAGUACAAGAAGCCAACUUUGAAUCCUUGCUUCUGGGUCUACUGAUCACCUGGGCUCAGGGAAAAGCAUGACAAGUUGAUAGCCCCCUUCAAAUCUUCCUGCAAACUGGAAUGUAGUGAAUAAAGAUCUUCCUCUUCUCUCCAAAUUGUUAACACGUCAGGUUAAGGGAACAGUUCCAUAGGUAUGGCCCAUUCAUAGGCCUUCCAAAGAAGCCAUUUGCUGUAAAAGCAGCUAAAUAAUAUCACUUUUCAACAAUCAACAAAAUGCUGGAUAUCUUAACCCUUGCAUUGGCAGGACCUGAAGAUUAAAAUGCUCGUUAUUGUGAGGAAUUAUCUACCGUGGCAUUGGAUAAUCCAAUCACAAGUGCCCAUUGAAUGAAGAAGCUCAACGCAAAGAGUUCUUUUUUAAAGAAUUAUUAUUAACAUGGAUUGUUCAGGCAGGAUCUGAACAAAAUUAAACAUAUAGCAAUUUUAAUUGGGGUAAAACCUCUUGAAGGAAACUUAAAGCUUCUCAGACUAAAUUGCAAUAGCCAAUCAUAUAGCUUGAGCAUAACUCUCAUUUUAGCAGUAACUUCAGCCAUGAGUUCUACUUUACUUGUAUGAUUUUUUAGUAAAACUAGGCACCAUUAUGACAAAUGCUUUGGAAACUACUAGAAUCCAAAAAGCUGGGUUCUUUAUGUCUGUUACCAAUGUAGAGUGAGAGACACAGGGAGUUUCCUGACUCAGGGUGAACUCAGUGCAGGUUUAAUCAUUAAUCACCUACUAGCAAGCAGUAAACCUGGGGAAUCAGCCAUGACCACAAUUCAAUGGUAUCAUGUUCAGGGAAUCAGUUUUUAAAUUACAUUUUUGUCAGACUGACAAAUUAUUCCAAUCUUCUGGGAUACUGGGGUCCCGCUCUCAUAUGGAGAGCUUGGCAACCGGCUCUGAAAGGAAGAGUGGUGUCUGUGGUUGGAGUUACUUGGGUAAGGCCAUAUUUUUGCUCUUCUCCCAUGGGUGCUGGAGUCUCAGCCUUGUCCUCCCCAGAACAGCUCAUGCUGGGGAAAGAGUGCAGGUGCAGAUCUGGAAUAUGGAGGGGGAGGGAUCAAAAUGGUAAUAUUGGAAACCUUGAGAUUCACAGCAGAUCAUCACCACCAGGCUACAGUUGAGGUGCAAGUUAGCUGCUGCCCACUUUGGGAAGACUCCCAACCUCUGCCUCUACUAUUCUUGAGGAAGCUCAUGCGGAGGAUCAGCACAUUUUGCAUCUGUUUUAUUAACUGCAAUUGCAUUGGACAUUUUUAAUCCAGCAUAUGCCUUUUUUCCAGAUUUGAUCAUGUCCAACCCCUCCUUCUGCUCCCAGUCAUGCCCAGUGAGUCUCUGAAUUGAGUGACAUUGCUUGGAAUAGACCAGUGGACAGUGGUGGUGGUUGAGGCAGGGGGUGGAAUGAGGAAAACUGCAUAAGAGGAAACAUGUGGUGACCGCUCUCUGGCAUUCACCACCCCCCCCCCAACCCACCCCCUCCACCCAACCCUCGACUUUUUCCCCACUCCACUGUGGGGUCAAGUGCUAACUAUGUGGGGCCGUGGCAUUGAAUUUCCACUCAGUGCUUUGUGACCCGGCACACACCCUCCCAGGAUGUCCAACUUCAUAGCAACACCUCCACUGUCCUGCACUGAGGACCUCACAUAACACCCAGAGCUGGUCAACGUGAACCUUUCUGUGUAAUGCUUUUUUGUUAAGUUCUGAGAUCGCUGUAGUGGAACUUACUGCUGGCAAUAUACAAUAAAUCAUUUUUAAU
Messenger RNA from Pristis pectinata (smalltooth sawfish), 3849 nucleotides. It is a transcript of the gene tmem119b, whose product is annotated as transmembrane protein 119b. The record is from RefSeq and is a predicted model, not a curated record. NCBI's taxonomy places the organism in Eukaryota, Metazoa, Chordata, Chondrichthyes, Rhinopristiformes, Pristidae. The coding region runs from base 412 to 1539 and encodes 375 amino acids. Gene Ontology annotation, biological process: positive regulation of bone mineralization; positive regulation of osteoblast proliferation; positive regulation of osteoblast differentiation. Gene Ontology annotation, cellular component: plasma membrane. The transcript has 2 exons.